Chrysochloris asiatica (Cape golden mole) is the source of this 693-nucleotide messenger RNA. RefSeq names its product 5', 3'-nucleotidase, cytosolic (gene NT5C). Gene Ontology annotation, molecular function: 5'-nucleotidase activity. The record is from RefSeq and is a predicted model, not a curated record. The coding region runs from base 4 to 693 and encodes 229 amino acids. The transcript has 5 exons. Lineage: Eukaryota; Metazoa; Chordata; Mammalia; Afrosoricida; Chrysochloridae. Gene Ontology annotation, biological process: pyrimidine deoxyribonucleotide catabolic process.
GCGAUGGCGCGGGCCGUGCGGGUGCUGGUGGACAUGGACGGCGUGCUGGCCGACUUCGAGGGCGCCCUCCUGCGGGGCUUCCGCCGCCGCUUCCCGGCCGAGCCACACGUGCCGCUGGAGGAGCGCCGCGGCUUCCUGGCCCGGGAGCAGUACCGGGGCCUGCGGCCUGACCUGGCGGAUAAAGUGGCCAGUGUGUAUGAAACCCCAGGCUUUUUCCUGGACUUGGAGCCCAUCCCUGGAGCACUGGAAGCCAUGCAGGAGAUGAAAGACAUGAAAGACACGGAAGUCUUCAUCUGCACCAGCCCCAUCCUGAAGUACCAGCACUGUGUAGUUGAGAAGUACCACUGGGUGGAGAAAUACCUGGGAUCUGAGUUUGUGGAACGCAUCAUUCUCACAAGGGACAAGACGGUGGUGUUGGGGGACCUGCUCAUUGAUGAUAAGGACACCAUUCAAGGCCAAGAGGACACCCCAAGCUGGGAGCACAUCUUGUUCACCUGCUGUCACAAUCGGCACCUGACCCUGCCCCCCACGAAGAGACGGCUGCUCUCCUGGAGUGAUGGUUGGAGGCAGAUCAUAGACAGCAAGCGCGAAGGCCUAGGGCUUCUGCCGAAGUAUGCCAAGGGACCUCGCCAGUGGACAGUGGCUGAGGGACAGGAAGACAGGCCUGGGGGGAGUCCCAGCAGCAUGGAGUGA